CCAGUUGUCUCGAUUCACUGAAUCGUUCCUCGUACUUUAUAAUCCGGGAGUUCUCGCUCGUCGUCACCAUUGCUACUACUCUACACGACGCGACAGGAGCGUGUGCGCAGUAAGCGUUUAUUUAUUCCGCGUCUGUUGACGUAGUGAACAUCCACUUUUCAAUGCGCACGGUGCGAUCAUAAUCGGAGUCGUCAUCAUGGCUCCUUCCAUCAUGGAUCCCGGCGAUGCCACGUCAGUACCGGAGACUCUAGACGACUGGUACGACGGCGUCGAAACCACCGUCGUGGCGCCUUCCUUUAACGACUCCCGUCGAAGCACGACCAACGAGUAUGCCGCGCUCCGUCGUCGCUUGUCAAUGCGUCAGCAGUCGAUACGUCAGCAGUCGACACGUCAGCAGUCCCCACAUCAGCAACAAACCUCAAGGAGUCGCGCGGCGCUUGCCUCCUCGUUGCGCCCUUCCGCGAGCACAGGCGGAGAGAGGCCUGCAGGCGGAGAGAGGCCUGCAGUCGAAAGCUCCAGAUUCGUUAGUACAAUCCCGCGUUUCGUUAGUAGCGCGUCCGCCGCUGCGCAAUUGCUCUAUCACGUGGGCUCUAUCGACGAAGGCGCAGAAUGGGAGGCGGACGACGCCGAGGGGAAAGAGCCACCGCGCGGGGUAGCUAUUGGGGAAAGCGGAGAGGAUGGGGGGAACAGAGGAUGGGGGGAACCCAGCGGGGAAGAAGCAUUCACGCGGGAGGGCGGCGGCGGGGCUGCGUCAGGGGGAAGCAGAGAAGGGGAGGAUCGAGCAGGCGGCGGGCGGAGGAUCGGACGGGCGAAGCUCGGGAGAACGAGCUUCGCUGCUGGCACGUGGCACGUCGGCGUCGACGACGACGACGACGACGACGGCGAGGAGGAUAGGAACGAGGACGCGACACAGCGCCGGGACUACGGUGGUGGUAGUGAGAAUACCAAUGCACCACCGUUCGUCGGGGGGCGCAGCAGGGUCUCCUUCGGGCCUAACGCGUGGCACGCGGCUGCCACUGGUUCCGACGUCUCUGCCGCUUCAGCCCCCAGCCACGAGGAUCCCCGCAGCUCUGGGGACGAUUCCAAUGACUCGGACGAGCCGAACGAGUCGGACGAGCUCUCCUCAGCGUCGUUCUACAGCGAGCUGUUCGGCAUUGGAGAGGCGCCGCUGAUCAACCUCAUUCGGCGCUACCACGACGCCCUGCGGGCCCACGGGCUGGAGGGCGAGGCACGGCAGAUCGCUGCGUCCGCCGCUGCCAGGCUGGUUAGUAUAAAGAGCAUGGCGCCCGCCGGGCGGGGGAGGUGGGAUGAGGAGGACGACGAGGAGGGAGGCGUGGAAGGGGGACGAGGUGGAGGAGGAGGAGGAGGGGGUUUUCCAGGGGCGGGUGGAGGGAUGAGGGGCAGAGGGGGAGCGGGAGGCGGUGCAGGGCUGCGGCCCAUGGAGUCGAUGAGGAGCGAGGUGAUGGUGCGGGAGGGGCUGCAGAGGUACCUCAUUGCCAUGCAGCCGCACCUGCUGUGCGCGCAGCCGCAGGUGGUGGCAUUCAGCCACGUGGCAGUGACGAAGAAGGUGGAGGUCAUCCCGGAUCAAAUCAAGAACUGCCUCAACGCGCCGUAUUUCAAGCUCAAGUCCAUCGCGGGGUGGCAGAAGAAGGAGACCGUUCAAGUGCUCAAUGAUGUCUCGGGCUUCCUCAUGCCAGGGACUCUCACUCUGCUCCUCGGAACCUCGGGCAGUGGCAAGUCAACCCUCAUCCGCCUUUUAGCCGGCCGGCAGCCCCCCACUGCCGGCGCCGUCACCUUCAACGCCCUCCCCGUAACCCCCUCGCGCGCGCACCGCCUAGCUGGAGUCGGCUUCGAGGCGGACUGCCACCUGCCGGCGCUGUCGGUGCACGAGACGCUGUCGUUUGCGCGGCAGUGCUCGUACCCGCUGUCAGUGCAGCAGCUGCUGCAGCACCCCAUGCUGGGCAAGGCGCUGAGGGCCAGCAUUGAGCGCGGCGAGGACCCCCUCGUGGCGUCCAGGGAAGCCAUGUUUGGACUCACCAGGCGCGCUGGAGAGCGAGUGGGGUCGGGGGGGCUCUCCCGGGACGAGGUGCACCGGCUGACUGCGGCUGAGCUCAUGGUUGGGGCGUACCCGGUGCUGCUGUUUGACCGCAUCAGCCAGGUGUACGACGGGCCGUCCACCCACAAGACUCUCACCAUGCUGCGCACCCACGCCCAGGUGCGGCAGCACGCGGUGCUGUGCUCGCUGCAGUGGCCCACGCAGGCUGUCUUCUCCCUCUUUGACCGGGUCAUUGUGCUCAACGAGGGCCAAAUCGUCUUCCAGGGGCCCUGCCAUGUGUCUCUCAGGCACUUUCAGCAAUUGGGCUACCUGAAGCCGCUGCACAUGUCGGUGCCGGAGUACCUGCAGCAUGUCACCACGGAGGGCGGGGGGACCCUCCGAUUGGGCAAGAAGAAGCUGCUACUGGACGGAUUCGUGCGGGAAUACGAGAAGUCGCCUCAUUACAAGAACAUUCUUCGUGUCAUAAGCCACCCCACGCCUCUUCUCCUCCUCUGGAUUUCGGGGCCGGCAUGCCAUGUCCUUUCUCGCGUCCGCUGUGCCCUUGCUGACGUGGCACCCGAUGCAACGCCAGCUGCAGAUCCAAGCGCUUCAGACGCUGCCACGUCAGCAUCGGAUGGCGAGAGGUCGAAGCGGGAGGAUCACCCAAACGCUGCAGCAGCAGUAGCCAAUGGAGCAGCGGAGAGCAAAGGAGAAGCAACGCCAACCCCCUACCAAGCAGUGGUGGUCACAGAGGCGCGGAUCUUCUUUGAGGGGGCCGGGGGGGGAGGGCAUCUGAAGGAGGGCGUGGAGGCAACAGGGCCGGUGUGUGUGGGGGAUGUGGUGGUGGCUGUGACGGUGGGGGAGAGGGGUGAGAUGGAGUAUGCGAGCUAUGCGGGGGGGGACGUGCCGGGGGACGAGCUCAUGGGCAUGCUGGAGGAGCUCAGGGACAGCAGCGCCUGGCUGCACCUCGAGCUGCAGCGCCCGCUCACUAUAGUCACACAGGCAAAUGACACCUCACAGAAAGCAACCGCACAAGACGCCACAACCCAAGACGCCACCGCCCAAGACGCCACCGCCCAAGAGGCCUCCUCCAGCACGGAAACCGCGCAGCUGAUAGCUCCCCCACAACCAGCCGACGAUGACGUGGAUGUCCAUGUGGAAGCACCAGCACCCACAGCUGGUGCGCGCACGUGUACCACCAGUGCCGCAGGUGUGGGCGGGAUCGCGGAAGCUGCUGCCCAUGGUAACGGCGAGGAGGGCAGCGGGGCUCUGGCCGAGCGUGCUAACGACGAUGAAAGGCGAGGUCUAGUGGCCUGUGAUGCAGGGGCAGGGCUCUUCCCCGGGAGUUCAGGUCUCCCUGGGUCAGGCCCUGAUGGCGAGGCAGAGGGAGAGGGCGCAGCAGCAGCGAGCGGAAAGCGGCGCAAGCCUCUUCGCAUUAAAUCCCUCCCCAAAGCCUUCCCCCGCGCCAUCACCUCGGCCUUCAAGAACCUCAGCUUCGGGGCGCUGAGAGGCAAGAGCAGCAAGGCGUUCCUGCAGCUCCCACGCAUGGGCAUUGGGGCACUUAAAGCCAUGAACCUGUCGGCUGCGGCGGCGGCGUCGAGGGCAGCAGCCAUGGCGGGGCUGUGGGGGGGCGCGAAUAGGGAGCUGCUGAGCAAGGAGCUCAUUCUGGAGCCGUGGCCCGAGUUCAAGCUGCUGCUGCAGCGGCAGCUGAGAGUGAAUAUGAGGAAUCGCAGCUUCAUUGCUGCGCGCCUGCUGCUGGUCACUCUCUUGGGCCUAUUCGUGGGUUUCGACUUCUACCAGCUCCCAGCAGACCCCCCGUCCUUCGCGCACCUGAAUCUGCGGCGCGGCGUGAUGCAGAUCUCGCUGAUCACCAUGACCGUCAACAACGUCAGCCUGCUGCCGGGCUACAUGCUGGAGCGCCAGGUCUACUUCAAGCACCGCAGCGCACGCUUCUUCCGCACGCGCUCAUAUGUGCUCGCACAGCUCAUCGCCGGCUUGCCACUAUCUAUAGUCGAGGCGACCAUCUGGUCGGUGCUGGUGUAUUUCCUCUCGGGCCUGAACCUCUCUGACUACGGAGCGCACUUCUUCAUCUUCCUCGCUGUGCUCGCCCUCGUCGCCAUCCACGGUGCCGCCAUGAUCCGAUUCAUCUCCUUCGCCGCUCGCUCGCUGCGCUCCGCCGCCUUUGCCGCCGCCCUCUUCAUGGGCCCCGGCAUGUUCCUCUUCGGCCACAUCCUCGUAGCGAAAGCGCUUAUACCGAGCUUCUGGAUCUGGCUAUACUGGAUCAACCCCAUGCAGUGGGCGUCGACGGUGCUAGCGAUCAACGAGCAGCGGCAAUACGCCCCUGUGAAGUUCUGCCCGGACCAGGUCCCUGCUACCAUGCCGUACUGUGUGGGGAGGGGGGGAUGGCCGCUCGGUAGAGCGUACAUGGAAGAGUACAGCUGGAACUACGAGUGGGGGUACAUGAUUGCCGGGCCGUUCGUGAUUCUCGCGUGGAUUGGGAUGUGGACUGUGGGCACUUUCCUGAGCAUGCGCCCCAGCCACUACAAGGGCUUUGCGCCCCCUGUGAGGGUGCUGAGUGAGAGCAAGCAAGGCGUGAGGCGGGUGAUUGGCAGGGAGGGUGGUGAAGAGAAGGACGAAGGGGCGGAAGGAGCAGUAAGGGGAAGAGGAGGGGGCAGGGGAGGGGCCAACGGAGGGAAGGUUUCAAAGGGGACAGGAAUGGCUGCUGCUGUAGCGAGGGUAGGGGGGGCAGCAGCAGGGGCAGCAGGAACAGCAGGAGCAGCAGGAGCGGCAGCAGUGGCAGCAGCAGGGAGGGCAGCAGGGGUGGUGACAGGGGCCACAGCUCAGGUGGCGUCGGUGGCAGGAGGAGCCAUAGCCGCCGCAGGGGGAGUGGUGGCCGCAGCAGGAGCAGCAGCAGUGACGGCUGCCAGGCAGGGGAUGGCUGGUGGCAAGGAGAAAGCUUCGGAAGGCGGGGAUGGCCGUUUUGAUAAGGCGUGCGAAGGAGCGCUGACAGGAGCACAGGCAGGAGCAGGAGGGAUGGAGAGCGGCACAGAUCUGGAGUGGGGGCCUGUGGGUGGCAUGGGUGGUGGCGGCUUCUCAAGCUAUGCUGCAGCAGAAGAGGAGCAGGCAGCUUCACAAGCUGCAGCAGCAGCAGCAGAGGCAGCGGUGAUAGAGUCCAACAUUCCCUUCACCCCGUACCUCAUCACCUUUGAGGGCCUCUCCUGCACGGUGCCGCUGCCCAGCCAAUCAGAGAGCACGUGGAUGACCUCUCUGGGCAGCAGCAGUGGCCCUGGGGGCGGCAGCGGUGCGGCGAGGAGGAGUGAGCUGAGUCGCAGCCUGGUGCGCGGCGUGACAGGAUGGGUGAAGCCGGGGGAGAUCACGGCUAUCGCGGGGGGCAGGGGCACCGGCAAGACAACGCUGCUCAACUGCAUCGCAGGUCGCAAGGUGCCCGGCCACCUAUCCGGGCGCCUGCUGGUGAACGGUGAGCCGAGGGACGCGCCGUCCUUCCUGCGCAGCACAGCGUACAUCCAGGGCGCGGACCUCUACUACCCCCUGCUCACGCUGCGCGAGGGCCUGCUGUACCGCACCGCGCUCACACUGCCUGAGCAAGUGGACGGCACGCGGCGCCGCGCGUUUGUGGCUCAGAUCCUGGAGCUGAUGGAGUUCAGAGGGGGCGUGGCGGAUUGCUUGGUGCAGGAUAUUCUGGCGGAUAGUGUGGGGUCGGCGUAUGUGGAGAAGCGCAUUGUGUUUGCGAUGGAGAUGGCGGGGAAUCCGAGUGUGAUCUUCUUUGACGCGCCGUUUCUCAGGAUGGACACCACUGAGGUCGCCAAGUUCUCCGGCAUGCUCAAGCAUGUGGCGGGCGUGUGGGGGCGGGCGAUGGUGGUGGUGUCGAACGCGGUUACCGCGUUCCAUCUGAACGCCUUCCACUCGCUGCUCAUGCUGGGCAGCGGCGGCGAGAUGGUCUACUUCGGCCCCGCGGGGAGAAACGGCCACGCGCUCGUGUGCUGUGGAGUAUUUCCUGCCAUCCCCGGCACCCCCCCGGUGCCCCCAGACACGAACCCAAUCAUCUUCAUUGAGAAUCUGCUGGGCGACGCCCGUCACCAGCGCGCCACGGCCUGCGACUACGCGGUGGAGUACCGAGUCAGCGACCUCGCCAUGCUCAACGCGCACCGCCUCUCCGCCCUCCGCCGAGGGGGCGCUGCCGCUGCUGCUGCUUUUGCUGCCAGGGCUGCUGCUGCUAACUUGGAGGCUGCGAAAGUGGUUGCUGGCAGUGAUGCUGCUGCUGGUGCUGGAGGUGCUGGUGGUGGUGGGAGGGGGAUGGGGGGAGUGGGAGCAGGGAGAGGAGGUGAUAUGGUUGACGAGAGUGGUGCUGCUGGCAUGGCAGUGGUGGCGUCUGAGUCAGCGUGGUCCCUGCAAGCCCUGGAGCAGGAGGAGGCCAUAGCGGCGGAGGGGGCGGACGCGGUGGCAGGGGAGAUCGAGGAUGAAGAGGCCAUCAUUGCUCUCAGCGGUGCCUCGGGGGAGAAAGAGGGAGACGGCGAAGUGUGUGGAAGGGAGGUUGGAUGCCAAGGAAUGCUGAGGCACAGAGGAGCCUCUGCUGCAGCGGUAGCUGCCGCGGCAGCAGACGCGGCAGCAGUUGAAUGGCAGCAGCAAGGGGAGGACGGCUCAUCAGACCACCCCUCCACCCUCCACCACUCCACGUCCCUCCAGCCCCUGCUCACACGCUCCCCAGCUCUCUCCUCUUCCACUCCCCCCAGCUCUUUUCGCAAGAUCCUGGCCGUUCAUUACACGAUCCACCUCUUCUACUGGCGCAACACGUCGCACUCACUCAACCGGAUCGUCCAAUCCGCCAUCCUGGGCCUCCUCAUCGGCUCGCUCUUCUUCCAGUACUCCGUGCACAAUCUGCUGGCGGCCACCACGGCGCAGGCGUUCCCCUUCGCCGUGCUGGCGUUUGGCACGACGUGCCAUGGAGGCACGGCGGUGGGGCUGGUGAAUCAGACCAAGAAGGUGUUUGCACAGGAGCGGGUGUACAACCAGAACUUCGCUCUGCUCUACACGCUCGCGUAUACUCUGGUUGAGAUCCCCUACCUUCUCCUCACCUCUCUCGCGCUGGUCAGCGUGGCAGCGCCGCUGGCCGGGCUGGCGGUGGGCAGCGCGGGCACCUUCUUCUCCUUCGGCCUCACGCAGUUCCUCGCCGCCCUCGCUGUCACCUACUUUGGCUUCCUGCUCUCCGUCCUGCUGCCCCAACCCAAGUAUGCAGCAGUGGUGAUUUCAUUCCUCAUCACAGCAUGGGUGGCCACGUGCGGCUUCUUCCUGCCCUUCGCCUUCACCAAGAACUUCUUCCUCGCAGUGUACUGGACCAACCCCAUUCAGUACGCCCUCAAUGGGCUAACAGCAGCGGCAUACUACUGCAACACAGCAGCACCAGAGUGCUCCCUCCCAGGCUGCCCCAGCGCCGCCGCUAUCUGCGCCAGCUGCCCCUGCAAGUGGUACCUCAACCCUGUCAAGGGCCCCGAGUACCUCUGGGAUUUUCUCGUUGCCACCAAGUCCGCGCGCUCUGCAGUGUACUGGGACUGGCUCUUCCUGCUCUGCUUCUGCCUCGUGUGCCGCGUCGCUGCCUUUGCGGCUCUCCGUUUUCUCCGUCACAACCGCCACGCCUGAGGAGUACCUCCGCUUAACUAUUUGAAACGGCCCUGUAACUAGUACCUCAAGGCUCCACCCGUGAAAGGCCAUGACCGCGACCACGACCGCGACCCCAAAUACCUCUCAGCCUGGGACUUUCUAGUUGACACCAAGUCAGCGCGCAGCGCAGUGUACUGGACUGGCUCUUCCUGCUCUGCCCCGUUGCUGCCUCUACUUCUUUCCGCUUCCUGCGACGCAAGCGCCACGACUAACCAGUGCCUGUGCAAGGAGCUCUGGUGGGGGCUCCCUUCGAAGGCCCGCCUUCCAAUCUUGGCAGAGCAGGGUCCUCGACAUUAGACAAAAUCCGUGUGUUUGUCUGAUUUUCAGACUCUUUUUUAGGCGUUCAUCUGAUUUUUUAGAAACCCAAUUAUUGAAUUUCUGAUGCCCUAGAAAGUGAUUUUGUAUCCUUCUGGUAUUUCAGAAUGGGUGUACGCGUCCUUCUGGUAUUGCAG
This is a messenger RNA of Closterium sp. NIES-67, 8163 nucleotides long. The record is from the annotation of a GenBank genome assembly. Lineage: Eukaryota; Viridiplantae; Streptophyta; Zygnematophyceae; Desmidiales; Closteriaceae.